CUCAUUUAUGCAACAAGGACAACAUUUUGGGGCCCACGUCAUUGGUUUCCACGGUGGGCUGAUCUAGCACUGCUCUUCCGGUGGAGACGUGGCUCUGUACUGCUGCCAUAUUGACGCUAGCUAGCUAACAAUCACACAACUUGAAGUCGACUGUAUAUUCGCACCUUGCUAUUCCAGAGUGACUAGAAAUCACCAAAGCAAGAAACACGAGAGACGGAAGAUCGUCGUACCAUAGAGAGAGACCAAAAUGGUGCUGUUGGCAGCGGCGGUGUGCACCAAGGCCGGAAAGGCCAUUGUAUCACGGCAGUUUGUGGAAAUGACCCGGACACGCAUUGAGGGUCUCCUGGCUGCAUUCCCUAAACUGAUGAACACGGGCAAGCAGCACACGUUUGUGGAAACAGACAGUGUUCGCUAUGUGUACCAGCCGCUGGAGAAGCUCUACAUGGUCCUCAUCACCACCAAGAACAGCAACAUCCUGGAGGACCUGGAGACACUCAGACUCUUCUCUCGUGUGAUCCCAGAAUACUGUCGCGUGCUGGAGGAGAGCGAAAUAUCGGAGCACUGCUUUGAUCUUAUCUUUGCCUUCGAUGAGAUUGUGGCACUAGGCUACAGGGAGAACGUCAACCUGGCUCAGAUCCGCACCUUCACAGAGAUGGACUCCCAUGAGGAGAAGGUUUUCCGUGCUGUCAGAGAGACUCAGGAAAGAGAGGCCAAGGCAGAGAUGAGGAGGAAGGCCAAGGAGCUGCAGCAGGCUAGGAGGGACGCUGAGCGCUCUGGAAAGAAGGUGCCAGCCUUUGGCGGCUUCGGCAGCGCCGGCAUGACCAGCGUCUCCUCAGGGUCCAUCAUCACAGACACCAUUGUCGAGCCUGAGAAGCCCAAGAUCACACCGGCUCCAGUCAGACCAAGUGGACCCAGUAAGGCUCUCAAACUGGGUGCUAAAGGGAAAGAGGUGGACAACUUUGUUGACAAGCUCAAGUCUGAGGGUGAAACCAUCAUGCCCACCACAGGAAAGAGGGGCUCAGAUGUAUCUAAAGUUCUACCACCACCAGUCAAUGUGGAGAGUGUACAUCUGCGUGUGGAGGAGAAGAUCUCGCUGACUUGUGGUCGUGAUGGCGGCCUGCAGAACAUGGAGGUGCUGGGCAUGGUGACGCUCCGAGUCACAGACGACAAGAAUGGGCGCAUUCGCCUCAUCAUCAACAAUAAUGACAACAAAGGAUUGCAGCUGCAAACGCAUCCCAAUGUGGACAAGAAGUUGUUCACAGCUGAAUCAGUGAUUGGCCUGAAGAACCCAGAGAAGUCCUUCCCUCUCAACAACGAUGUUGGUGUGCUGAAGUGGAGACUACAGACUACAGAUGAGGCCCUCAUACCUCUAACCAUAAACUGCUGGCCUUCAGAGAGUGGUAGUGGCUGUGAUGUCAACAUUGAAUACGAGCUGCAGGAGGAGAGCCUCGAGCUCAACGACGUGGUCAUCAGCAUCCCUGUACCGUCUGGUGUGGGAGCUCCUGUGAUUGGUGAUCUGGAUGGAGAGUACAAACACGACAGCAGGCGAAACAUUCUGGAGUGGUGCCUACCUGUCAUCGAUGCCAACAACAAGACUGGCAGCCUGGAGUUCAGCGUCGCCGGACAGCCCAAUGAUUUCUUCCCCAUCAGUGUGUCCUUUGUGUCCAAGCGCAACUACUGCGACAUCCAGGUUACCAAAGUGACUCACGUAGAUGGAGACAGCUCUGUUAGAUUCUCUUCAGAAACCUCCUUUGUUGUCGACAAAUAUGAAAUCCUGUAAAAAAAUAUUCAAAGAAAGCAAAAUCAAAAAAAUCACCAACAAAAAAAGUCCAAAUCUAUGCUACAGAGAAAGAUUGAAGAUUUCUUGCCUGCCCACCCUGUAUACUAUUUCAAAGACUGUGUACAUCGACAGGACUACGUCAGCCCUCUGGCAAAGCCUCUUCUUCUGGUGGAGCAGAGCAGCGGUGGUGUAUUUAUAUGUUUGUAUGAGAGAGGAUCAUCUAUAUAUAGAGUUAAUUGAACAGGAAAAACCACCAAACACACAAAAAAGAAAACUACACUGAUGCUGUUGUGUUCACAAAGCAGAACUGUAAAGAGGACUUCAGACUAAGUAGAGGAUGACUGCGGGGGUGCAGGAGAGGCCGGCGGCCGUCUUCUCGUCAGUCUAUCAGUAAAACCCUGCCAGGAGGUAGAGAGGGAGAACAGGGACCUGAGGCCACUGCAUCAGUCUCCACUAGAAUGAGCGCUGGUAGUUUAGCAUCUCCCGAGAAUCACGCAUCCUCCACAACCUUUCUUCUGCACACUCGCAUUGCAAUGGUUCACCUUGAAUGGGAUUCUUGCUUUCUUUCUUCUCAGAUUUUCUUAUCCAUAAUAACUGCAGAAUUGUAGCUGUCUCAAUCAUUUAUAAGCCUGUCUCUUUAAUCGUUAAACUAUUGUGAUUUGCUCUAUUGAUAUCUCACUUCAGAUGAUUGGGUUUUUUUCUUUCCUGUGAGGACACUGACAGUUUUUGUAGAGAGGUAACACAUUGGCUCUUCGCUGAAAAGCAAAAUAUGGCUCUGUGCUCAGUAUAUUGUCUGUUCUGUCUGCGGUUAUCAGCAAAAUUGCUGCGACGUGUCCUUUUUAUUUUUAACUUUGAUAUUUUUUACUGUUUGCUGUAUACUUUGUCAUUGUUUACCACUAAUCUGGAUAUUGAAAUUUGACAGUGAAGAGCAUGACAUGUAAGGAAUUCUCAGCUGCAGGGCAAAGUUACCUACCAGUAAAUAUAUUUGACUAUUGCAUCUGUUGAAUUUUCUUUUUUGUAACACCAUUGCAACGACUGUCAAAAACUUGUCGAAAAGAGACGCCAUGUUUCAGUCUGGUCCAUUUAAGUCCAAUGAUCAGCCCUCAGAUACCACACAGUAAAAGUACUUUGAACGCAGCCCAGAAACAACAUCCAAGCCCCUAAUCUAACAUCCCAUAAGGCGUUUUAGAUCAGAGAUGGGAGUGGAUGUGUGUUGCCAUGAUAGUGGAAGUCUGCACACGCACACCAGGGAUCAGAGACUGCCGGCCUGAUAUUCCACCCGCUCCCCUCACAUCCAAGGUAAGCAGAGAGGCUACUGGAGCCAUCGCAGUAAUCUGCAGCCGACACCCCUGCUCGUCCACCUAGUCAUCCUUUACUUACAUUCUCAUAGUACAUCUGCAUUAUUCAAAAUAUAACAUUUGUCUUUCAUGUUCUUGUUAUUUUUUGUUGUUUUUUUUUUUUCAUUUGUACUCCCCAAAUUUCAAUUUAGCAAUGGUUGUGUGUAUGUGGGGUUGAAAAUGACUAGAUUGAGCAUUUUUAACUAAAUUACUGAAGGGGAAUCUUAACAUUCCAGUGUACAAUUAGGAAAAAAAGAAUCUCUUUAAUGGAAUAAAAUGUAUUAUUGAAAGUC
Molecule: messenger RNA, 3410 nt
Organism: Siniperca chuatsi (mandarin fish)
Lineage: Eukaryota; Metazoa; Chordata; Actinopteri; Centrarchiformes; Sinipercidae
Product: coatomer subunit delta
Exons: 10
Coding region: 248-1780 (510 amino acids)
Biological process (GO): Golgi localization; endoplasmic reticulum to Golgi vesicle-mediated transport; retrograde vesicle-mediated transport, Golgi to endoplasmic reticulum
Cellular component (GO): cytosol; COPI vesicle coat
Source: RefSeq, a predicted model, not a curated record